Molecule: messenger RNA, 782 nt
Organism: Crotalus tigris (Tiger rattlesnake)
Lineage: Eukaryota; Metazoa; Chordata; Lepidosauria; Squamata; Viperidae
Exons: 4
Coding region: 55-717 (220 amino acids)
Source: RefSeq, a predicted model, not a curated record
GCGGAUGGAACCUGUGGUGAAUCAAGUGGGAUCCUUGGAAUCAACCAGGAAUAUAUGGUGGAAUCUUGCAAUGCUUAUGGAGCUAAUGCAGUCAUUGGGAGAUCUGAUCAACGGCAGGUGCCCACUCCAGAGAUUCGUGCUCAUAAUUUGUACUUUGAUCUGUCUGCUUAUGGCAUGGAUAAAUUAACCACAAAAACCGAAUUUCCCAAAACUGCGUUCCAUCUCAAAAUCUAUGGUACAUUCCGCAAUCGUUGUUUGGCUUUGGCUUGCCCUGCUUCUGACUCCAAAAUUAUAAGGUUCCUGCAUCAUACACUCAAUUCUACCAUAAUGAAAAGUAUCUUCCAGCAGUCUUUCAACGCUUAUAAGAUGGACAUUGAGCCACGAAUUGGGGAACCGAUGCUCCACUGUAUCCGGUGCAGUCACCGACUCUUUGAAAUUAUGCUGUCCCAUCGACGGGUGACAACCGCUCUCCUUGCUGACGACAAUAUUGUGGUCACUGUUGAAGGGGAAGCAGCCAGAAUGCUGAAUUUUGACACAGGCUGUGGAGUUAAUCUUGGUCUGAGAGGUUUGGAGUCAAUGGAAGAAUUGAUUUAUAAGGUGGCCACUGCUGUGGAUCAACAGGAUAUCUUUGAGGCCCUGGCAGCUAAAAUCCAGCAUUCCAAACAAGUGGUUGAAGAUUUUAAGCAGAAUGGAUUAUCUGCUACCCUGUUUGAAUGAUCAGAUAGGACGACAGCCUAUCUGCAGAGAUCUAUGGGCAUUCUUGCCCCUUGCUGCACAAAAAA